AUGGAGAUUAUGCCGCGUAAGAGGAAGAGAAGAGCGGGCGUGACAAUAACGGGAACUCCGGAGCGAUCUUACGGUGACGAUAACGAAGACUCGCCAGAGGUGUACGAAGGGGCUGACGGUGGUCAAGCCCUAUUUGUUCCGCGGAAAAGGCAGAGAACGAAGCGGAGCCGAAACGGCGGCGGAUCGAACGGCGGAGAAACCAUUGGCGGCGGCGGCGGCGGAGGGGGGAGAGAGCGGAGACCGCCUCUUAGGGGAAAAGGGGAACCGGGGAGCCCGGGAAGUCCGGAAGGCGAUGUAUCGGGGGAAAGCGGAGACGGGGUUGCGCAUGAGGAGCGGGUUAGGCGGAAGCGUAGACCGAGCGUGAAAGCGGGGGAAGGAGCGGAACGGAGAGGGGAGAGGGGGGGUGACGGGAGGAGAGAGAGAGGAAGGCAGGGAUUGGCUGGUUUGAGGAGGGAUAGGAGGGGGAAGAGAAGGGAGGAAGAUGGGGAUGGGGAGGGGGAGGGGGAGGAUUUGGAAGUGAAGGGGAGGAGAAGAGAGACAACGAUGGGGGGAGUGGGGAGGGGGCAUAGGGUGUUGGCAGGAGAGGAAGGAGGGGAUGGUAAUAGCGAGGACGCCAAUAAGGAGGACAGUGGAGAGGAGGAGCGAGAGGAGGAGAGGGGGAGUGAGGAGGAACGGAGUGGAGAGUCGAGUGGGGGGGAGCGAGAGAGUCUAGGAGGAAGGGGAGGUGGGGGGCGGGCGCAGGGUAAGAGGGAGGGAGGAGAAAGAGAGGAGGAAGAGGAUGGAAGGGAGGAGAAAUACGUUGAGAGGCGUCGUGGGAAAGGGAAUAAGGUUAGACGUGGAGUGGGGGAUAGUGCAAAUGAGGGAGAGGAGGAAGAGGAGGAAGGAGAACGCGGAGCAAGAGGGAAAGGUGGGAGAGGUGGGAGGGGUGGAAAGGGGUCUAGGGGAGGUAGGGGAGGUGGUGGAGAGGCGAAGAGGAGGAGAAGGCGAGGAGGGCAGGCUGCAGAGGCGAGCAAUGAGGGAGAAGAGGGGGUGGAGGGAGACGGAGGAGGGGGGUCUGUGGUUCGGAAGAGGAGGGGGAGGAGGCCUGCUGCAAGUCCCUUAGAGGGGGGAGAAGGAGGCGUGAUACAGUCACCAGCAGCAGCAUCGCCUGCCCCAAAGAAGAAAGGCACGCAGUCUCACAGAGAGGGGUGCCCGGAUAGGCGUGCGGAUGGGGGGAGAGAUGGAGAGAAGCGAGCAGAUGCAGAGACGGAUUCUGAAGAGGCAACUGAGUCGGAGGGAGGGGAUAAUGAGAGCGAGGAGGAGGGUGCGGAGCAGGAGAGGAAGGAGCAGGAGAAAAGGGCCGCGGAAGGUAUGUCGCAGCGGAGAGGGAAAGGUCAGAGUAGAGAGCGGGACGGCGAUCGGGAGGAGUGGGAGGAGGAGGAAAAGGCGAGACAAGAGCGAGAGGGAGAAGAGAGGGAUGAUGCAGAUGCAGAAAGGGGUGAAGGUGGGGGUUUGGGGAAAGAGAAGGGAGGAGGAGGAAAGGGAGAGGAGAAAAAGAGGGGUUUAGAGCAGCAAGAAGGUGAGAGAGAAGAGGAGGAGGAGGGUGAAACAGAUGAGGAGGGGGAGGAGGAGGAGGAGGAGGAUGAGGAGGAGGAGGAGGGUGAAACAGCUGGUGUUGCUGCUGGUGCUACAACUGGUGCCAUCGCUGCUGCUACAGCUGCAACCACACCUGGUGAUGCUGCAGCUACUAGUGACGAGGCUACUGAGCUGGAUACAGAUUCUGAUGACGAGGAUGGUGCUGAGCUGGCAUCUGAUAAUCCUGACGUGGCAUUGGACGAAGCUGACGAUGCAGAACCAGUGAUUCUGGAUAGUGGGGCUGCUGCUGACGUGUCCACGCCCUCUGUUGAGCUGGCAGGAGAAGGGAGCGGAGAGGAUGUGACUGAAAUGAGGGAUAGAGAAGGGGGGGAGGAGGAGGAGGAGGAGGAGGUGAUGGAAGUGAGGGGGAAGAGGAGGAGCUCCGACGGUGGGGAGGAGGUGGUGGUGGUGGAGGAGAAGGGGAGGAGGGAGGGAGGAGGUGGGAGAGCAAGUUACAGCCAGGUAGUUGACCUGGAGGGAUAUGGGAGCUCUCAGAUUCAAGAGAUUCAAGACACUCAGGAGGUUCAGGAGGAGGGGAAUGGGGGGACUGAGGAUGUUGAGGAUGAAGGGGAGGAUGAGGAGGAGGAGGGGGUUCAGGAGGAGGGGGAGGAGUUGCAGGCUGCUGACGUGGAUGAGGAGGAGGAUGACGUGGAUGAUGACGCGGACGAUGAUGCUGCUCAAGAGAAUCAGGAAGACGGGGGAGCGGGUUCGGGAGGUCCAGGCUCGGGGAAGGGUCAGGAGGAGGGCGGCAAAGGGAAGGCGGGAGAAGGAGCAGGAGGUGGGUCAGGAGGAGUUGGGAGAGAGGCAGGGGAGAAGGAUGAAGAGGGUGAGGAGGAGGGUGAAGGGGAGGAGGCGCAAAGGGAGGAGGGGAACGUUGGUGGUGGUGGUAACCGCAUGGUGGAAGGGACAGUAGAAAAACCUUCGAAAGCCCCGUCGAGCAUUCCGAAGAGAUUUCUCAAGGAGUUGAGGGAGCUUCGGGAAAUUAGUGGGAUUCCCGAGCCUGCUUUGGCCUCGGAUGCUGCCGAGCCUAGAGAAGGCACUCAGGCUCGGAAUGGGGCUGCAGCAGGCUCGGCGACACGUGGCUGGGUUCCUCCGAGUGUGCUUCGCAAUCCAACCUCCAUUGCCUGCUUUGUGCCGACGAGUGGACCACACUUUCCAAAGCAGCUGCCACGGGACGUCAUGAGUUUGGGGGCUGGGGGGCCCCGCGGCGGCGGGGGGAAGGCGCCGACUGCGUCCCAUUCCGCCAGCGCAGGCGGACCCGCUGCUGCCCGUUCCGCAUCCGCGGCUGCGCAUAGCGCGGGCGCACCCGCUGCCUCUCCGCCAUCCUCUCCCGCUGGUGGGAUUUCGAGCUCCGGGUUUGGUGGGGGCGGGGCGAUGACGCCGAGACAAAGAGCCGCGCGGAGCAUGUUCCCGCGCGCCAUGUCCGCUUCGUCCGCGCACGGCAGCAGCGAGAGCGCGGGAGCGGGGAUAAGCGGGGCGAACAGGAGGCGAGGGGGCGGACGGGUAGUGGGGCGGGUUGGCUCGUCCCCGCUACAGACGUCCCCGCUACAAGCGUUCGCGCUACAGCCGUCCCUGCUGCAAGCAGCUGCGUCUCUCAGUGGUGUAGAUGCACCCGCUCAGGAAAACAACACCGAAAUGAAGUAUUUUUCAGAAACUGGGACCGCUACCCGUGCUGGCCCAGGUUUGGGGAGAAGGGGAGUCACAGUGGCAGCAGCUCAGAAAUUGAAACCGCUGCCGGAGUUAAGGCAACUCAGUGGGCGUGUGGCACUGCGCCAAUUCAGCGGACUCUCAGGAGCUCCCUCCUACUCAUCUUACAAAGAACGGAGUCGCUCUACAUUUUUCCCGGUCGCCUUCCUCUCUCGCGCUUCGCCUAUCCCUCUCCUGCCGCCUUCCUUUCUCCCGUCGCCCUCCUCUCUCCCGUCGCCCUCCUCUCUCCCGUCGCCCUCCUCUCUCCCGUCGCUUAUCCUAUCUCCCGCCGCCUUCGCUCUCCCGUCGCCUUCCGCGCUCUCUCUCCCGUCGCCUUCCGCGCUCUCUUUCUCGUCGCCUUCGCGCUCUCACUCCCGUCGCCUUCGCGCUCUCACUCCUGUCGCCUCCGCGCUCUCUUUCCCGUUGCCUCCGCACUCUCUCUUCCGUCGCCUCCGCGCUCUCUCCCUUCCCCGCCCGUCGUUCUUCCUCUAUCCGCUCCCCUCUUGUCGUUUUCUCUCUCACUUCUCCCCUCCCGACGUUUUUCCUCUCUCCCCUAAGAGUCCCAUCUCGUCGCUGACAUCGCUUUCAAAGCCUAUUAUCUUGUCUUCGCCCUGUCUCUCUACCCUUCCCCCCCCGUCUCCCUUGCUCUCUCCCCUCCCUCUCGUCGCCUUCGCAGUCUCCGCUUCCCUUCCCUCUCGUCACCCUCUCUCUAAACCCUCCCUUCCUAUCGACCUCCUUUUCUCCCCUCCCCUCCCGUCACCCUCGAUGCAGUCAUCGCCUUCGCGCUCUCCCUAUUGUCGCAUGUCUCCUCUCCCUCCCGUCGCAUGCGCGCUCUCCCUCUUGUCCCCUUCGCCCACCUCCACUCUCAUCCGCCUUUUCUCGCAGAUCUGCCAGGUCAUCGGCCCACCUCCACUCUCAUCUCCUGCAUGUGUGUGUGCGCUGGAUUUUGCCUGGUGGUUGAUUGAUGUGAUGUUUUGA
Molecule: messenger RNA, 4278 nt
Organism: Closterium sp. Naga37s-1
Lineage: Eukaryota; Viridiplantae; Streptophyta; Zygnematophyceae; Desmidiales; Closteriaceae
Source: the annotation of a GenBank genome assembly